Molecule: messenger RNA, 3688 nt
Organism: Drosophila albomicans
Lineage: Eukaryota; Metazoa; Arthropoda; Insecta; Diptera; Drosophilidae
Product: FAST kinase domain-containing protein 1, mitochondrial
Exons: 6
Coding region: 856-3639 (927 amino acids)
Biological process (GO): regulation of mitochondrial mRNA stability; mitochondrial RNA processing
Cellular component (GO): mitochondrial matrix; ribonucleoprotein granule
Molecular function (GO): RNA binding
Source: RefSeq, a predicted model, not a curated record
CGAAAGCUGACUUUUGGAGAUUGUAGGUGCCACACAGGUUAGGUGGAGUUCGUUUCCAAAUCACUUUGCAUGGAGAUUUAUUCAAAAUCAGUAAUUCAGUAGUUUAAAUUCUCUAGAAAAAAAUAGACAAGCUACAUAAUACAUUUUAUCUCUUGAAGCCAAAUCAUAUCAAUAUAAUACAUUAAGCGUAUGUAUGUAUAGCGCAACGAAAUACCGACGUGAUCAUCUCUCGACAUUAGUUCUGCGAAUGAACUGCCAGUGACGUUUGCCUCGCGCUAUGUUCGAUUUACAACCGCAGCGCUCUGUUUUUCUGAAGUUGCAAUAAUGGUGUUGAAAGUGAACUCAUUUAGUUUCAAGGGAAUAAGAAUCAAUCUAUGUUUUCGCUGUUAUAUUCUAAUUACAUAGACUCUAUUGCAUUAUUAAAACUUUUCGAAAAGUAGAACGUUCUGACGCAGCGUUCCACAAGCGGUUAUGCGUAAGAGAGGGGCGAAUGCAUCCACAUUGCGUGAUGCGACAACGAUCCUUAAAAGUAUUUUAGCUAAUAUUUGUUUAUAAAUUAAAAACGUAAAAGUGCGAAAUCGAUGGAAGAAAGCUGAUUUUUAAAUGUUUUGGCUUUGUAAUUAUUAAAAAAAACGAAUAGGUAAAAAAAUAAAUGAAAAUAAACUUUGGUGUUAACACUUACAUUAUGGAAACGCAUCAUUCAAACAGAUGCGAUUGAAAUUGAAAUGGGGUUUUAUAUUUGACUGGAGGAUAGUUUUAUCGAUAUCGGUCCAGCCACUUCACUGGUCAAAUGGUGGCACCGUGCACAUUUCACUAAAUGAAAAUACAUUUUGCAUUGUUUAACAUGUUACCUGUAUGAAAGUUUUUAUAAUAUACAUGUUUUUCAAUUACCUCCCACGUACUAAUUGCAAUUCUUUGCAAUAUAUGGUGCAGAUGCAUCAAGUGCUUCUGCGACGACAGUAUGCAUAUAGCGGAAUCAUGCCGCCGUCUCAAGUCUGGUAUGAUUUGUUGAGGUUUCCUCGAUCUAAAAAACUAGUGCAUUUGUAUGACGUAUGUCCGAGUUACAUCGUUAAAAGCCGCACUAUCCGACAGAAUCGUGUUUUUAACGGAAUGGACGAGUUGGGCAAUGGAGAGAUAAAGAACAUAUCUUACACAACCAAUUUUAAGAUGAACACUGCACAAAGCGUACAUGAGAUAUUGGAUUCGAUGAGCCAACAUUCUCAACAAAUCGAGUAUCAGGUGCAAGCCAUACUAAUGCUGUGGUCAUAUUACCAGCGUUUACCGAAUACAGCAAGGCCACUUCUAACAAAACAGUUAAACAAAAAAAUUGUACCCCAUCUGUUGUCGCAAAUACCUAACAUGGAUAUUAACGAGUUGAGCGUUUGCUAUUUAUACUUACGUAAAAUGCAUGUACCAAAUAGCGAUGGCACGCUCCAAUCUAUUCUAUCACGUGGGCUAAAACUCAUAGAAUUGGCCGUGGGAAAGGAUUUGAUCCCACUUCAGGCAUUGUCUCGUCUAUUGGUAGGCAUUAAUCUAGAGCGUGACUUUUUUACACCACUCGUCUGCCAGCACUUCAAACCCCACCUUGAGCAGCAUAUAGCUGACUGCCAAUCGGAAUAUCAAGUCCGCUUGGUGUCCACGUGUCUCUUCCAAUUGCACGGGUUAAUUCACCAAGAACUGCUAGAUGUCUACAAGCAUCGAGUUAAUGAACUUCUUCAAAGAGGUAUUCUCAACAGUGGCACACCUAAGGCACUGCUCAAGUUGUUGCAUAUGCUCAAUCUACCAGUUUGGUCAAAUCAGAAUACAACGUUAAUACGACAGUUGAUGUUACAACUUCGCAACUGUAUAUGCACAAGGCAACUGGAGCCCAAUGAUCUAAAAAGCGUUUGUCGCACUUUUUUACACCAUCAAGAGCCGGCAGAGCUUAUGCAACCACUUAAGGAGGCAACCGAGUCACUUCUGCAACAGGAAUCAUCGGCAGAUGCACUCUCGUGUGCAGUGCCUUUUAUGGACUUGGAGCAACGUGAUGACUAUGUACGACAGUUUCGUAAACUUUUAAAGUCAAAGUCUGCUUGGGAACAGCCCAAUGCUAGCGGUCAUUUCUUCAGUGUGCUGCGCGCUCUGAAGAUUGCUGAUGUGCGCGACUGCGAUGCAUAUUGGGCGGCUGUAAUUAGAACGUUACAGACAUGUUCUAAAGAACAAACAAAUCUGCCUUUCUUACGUCAUUGCCAGCGAUACAUGAACUUCAACAAUAAUUUGGGUGGCACGUAUCGUCACCUCGAAUUUGAGCGUGUGGUAAGCCGGCUUUGUCUCGAUGCCAUCGAAAACAGCUUGACUGGGCGACUUCCCUCAAAGUUUGCUCAUAUGGCCGCCUUUGUUAUGGCCUAUGGCCAUACACCCUUUGCAUGGAAGAAGUUUCCCAAUAUUCUACUUAGCAAGUUACUCGCCAUGAUGCCUCAGUUUAAUAUUCAGGAUUGUUUUCUUAUUAGUCGUGGCAUUCAAAUUGCCUGCGAAUUGCGCUUUCGUCACCAUGUGCCUUCAAUUCUGGGCAUGCAGCUGUCAACAAUAGACAGCAUACUCAUUGCAUGCAGUGAACGUCAUCUUUUAGCCAGCGAAGAAACAAGCCAGCCACUGAAGGCCACCGAUUUAAACAUUAUUGUGCGUACACUCAGUCAUAGAAAAUCACUUAAGAACACUCAGGUGUAUAAUCUAGCACUGGAGCGUUAUAAGACGCUUAGUAUUGAAGAUCUGAACUCACGUGUAGUGCGAGACAUGGCGUACAAUUUCAAUACAUCGCACUUCGUUGUACCUGCUCUGUUAGAGUCUAUGUUCAAAUAUAUGACUCUACAGUACAAUCACAUCACGGGCGACACUGUUGAGAAAGUUCUCACAUGCGCUUAUAAUCUUGGCUAUACCCCUGCAUCCUUGGAAUCACUUGAGUACGCAGCUGAAAUUAUACUCCGUGACUUUGAUCAGAUGAGCGGCCUAUCUGUGGUGCAGUCAUGUCUGGCAUUGUGUUAUUACAAAUCCAUUCCAGAUCAAUUGAUCAACUUGGUUUUCUGCACAAAGUUCAUUCAGCGGAUCGAGGAAGAAAUACAAAUAUGCUAUUCAAAGGCCACAUACCCUGGAUUAGUACUUAAUCGAAUAAUGCAACUUAAUCGAACUGUAUGCUUGGACUUCCCAGAGGCAAAUGUGCCCUGGUUUCAGCAGAACUAUGUCGAGGCCCAGCUUAGCAAAAAAUCAUUUAAAUUCAGUGAUUUUGGCACGGACAUUAGGCUAUAUUUACAGGGUCUGCUUAAAGAUGAUAAAUAUUUUCGAUGCAACCAUACAACACCUUAUGGGUAUCAUAUCGACUUUGUGAUACACUUCGAUAAGGAUAAGAAACCCAUUCCUGCAUCACCCAUAGAAGCCACAAUGUUAGAUCGAAUAACUAAGGUUGCCAUUUUAUUACUUAAACUAGAUUCGUUCUGUGAAAACGAUUUGUCAGCGUUGCGCGGUCCCGAUUCGUUAAAGAUGAAACAUUUGGAAAUGAUGGGCUACAAGGUGCUGCAAAUUAACGAGCAUGACUGGAAUUCCAAACACAGAAUGGCACCAGAUGCCAAGGCCAACUAUUUAAAGUGUCUCCUUCAAAUUUCAUAGCAAAAUAUUCUUUUUAUAUUUAUUUAUUGAAAAUAUAAUUCAGUUUUAA